Puccinia graminis f. sp. tritici CRL 75-36-700-3 is the source of this 597-nucleotide messenger RNA. RefSeq lists its product as uncharacterized. The coding region runs from base 1 to 597 and encodes 198 amino acids. The record is from RefSeq and is a predicted model, not a curated record. NCBI's taxonomy places the organism in Eukaryota, Fungi, Basidiomycota, Pucciniomycetes, Pucciniales, Pucciniaceae. The transcript has 3 exons.
AUGUAUUACCGCUGCCCACACCUUCCGGAGUGCCAGGGAAAGAUUCAUUCCAAGUUGAAAAAGUCCUGUCACGAGUGUAGGGGAUUAAACAGCCACGCAGUACGACAGCACACAUCAAGCAAAAAUUUGCAUCCGUUCUGCAACUCGCAAUGUCCUGUUUACGAUAUGGACAUUAUUUCUUUGGUUUCCUUCAAGUUCGAACCGCUUAAGCAAUCCUUGCCCCUGGAUCGACAAGUUUCCAUAACGACUGAUCCGACGAUAGAGAUUCCAGCAUCACCAGCAUCCCACAUGAAAUUGUCUUCUGGAACGACAAGCAAGAAAGUCAUCCGAGUUGGUCCUUCGAAAUCACAACCUGUCCGCCGUUCAAUGCGCCAUACUCAGAAAUUGCAAUCAUCAUCCAUAUCAGUCAAUCGCUUACCACCCAAAGUAGGGAAAAAGAAUACUGCAAAGAAUCCUAUUCGGAAAGAACCUGGUCUCAAAACUAAAGGCGAACCCAACGAUGGUACAAAAAUGGUCAAAACCGUUUCCAAAGAAACCACCUUGGGAUACUGGGUGCUCACUUGCACACCAGAAUUGGUAACAAGAUUUGUAGUCUGA